Messenger RNA from Medicago truncatula (barrel medic), 1138 nucleotides. RefSeq names its product ethylene-responsive transcription factor ERF109. Bases 64 to 759 code for a protein of 231 amino acids. Gene Ontology annotation, molecular function: DNA binding; DNA-binding transcription factor activity. The transcript has a single exon. Gene Ontology annotation, biological process: regulation of DNA-templated transcription; ethylene-activated signaling pathway. The record is from RefSeq and is a predicted model, not a curated record. Lineage: Eukaryota; Viridiplantae; Streptophyta; Magnoliopsida; Fabales; Fabaceae.
AGUAAAAUCUUCUAAACCUUAUACGACAAAACUGCAACCUGCGACUAUUACUAGUUUCCAAACAUGAACUACUACUCCCCCGCCGCUCUCACCUCCGAUCAAGAACUCUCCGCCAUCGUUGCUGCUUUAACCAACGUAGUCUCCGGCUCCACCUCCACCGCGUAUUCCAUACCUGAAUUUUCCCCCACGGAUUCCACUGUCGGAAGCAGCAGCAGCAGCUUAGAACGAAUAGUGCCGGCAGUGAACAUAGUUUCUUGCCGGGAAUGCAACAUAGCAGGAUGUUUAGGAUGCAAUUUCUUCCCUGAAGAGAAAAAACAAAAACAAAAACAAAAAAGAGCUAAGAAGAAGUACAGAGGAGUGAGGCAGAGGCCAUGGGGAAAAUGGGCUGCUGAGAUUCGUGACCCUAGACGUGCGGUCCGUGUUUGGCUUGGAACCUUUACCACGGCGGAGGAAGCUGCCAGAGCUUACGACAAUGCUGCUAUUGAGUUCCGUGGGCCAAGGGCCAAGCUCAAUUUUCCAGUCGUUGAUGAAUCGCUUAAGAACGUGGUGGAUCCAGAAGUGGUUGUCCCUUUGGAGGAUAUAAAGGACGAGAAUAUGAAUCAAGAAAUACAAAUUGAGACAACUAUGGGAUUUGAGAGUAAUAAGAAUUGUGAUUUUUGGGAUAGUAUCGGAGAAGCUGAUUUUCAACAACUAAUGAGGUUUAUGGAUUUUGAUAGAGAUUCUUCUGACUCAAGAACAUGGAACACUUUUAGUUCUUGAAUUCAAUAACAAGUCAAGAGUUUUUUUUAGCUAGUGUGUUUAAUUAGUUAUUCAUUAAUGUGCAUAAUCUUUCUUCCACUAGCUGCCUUAUCACCUAUGAAGUGAUAAUUCAUGGUUUAGUUUUGAUAACUUGUUUGUCACACAAGGUAGUUAGAAGUUUGUUAAAGUUGUUGAGAUUUUAGCUAGUUAAUUUUUGUUUGUAUAUAAGUACAUUGAACUUUGUUCUUCAUCUAUGAGUUCCUUAACUCUACUCCUAAGAGUGUUGAGUACAGUGUUUUAGGGUUUUCAAGCUACUAUACUAAGAAGUGCAUAAAAUAAAGAUAGAGGCAAAAAGACACGGGGGAUACAAUACAAUGCUUAAAGUAACUUGUUUGAUUGA